CCAACUCUCUGUUUCAUCUUCUCCACCUUCUUUCUAACCCCUCGUUCCCGGCUUAAACCCUCCACGUUCAGCAGAGGUCAACCGGAAUUGGAUCAGCCAUAUGGUUUGAAAUUCUCCUGCGCCCAGCAUGGUGGAACUUGUAUCAAUGGUGGUUUUGCCCACAAGACUGGAUAAUGUUAUUGCUACCAGGCCUAAUUUUCAUUUCUCCUCCCACGUUUCUGGAAUAUGCCGUUUCCCAUUCCCCACUAGUGCAAUUGUUCCCUAUGUAAAAGAAUCCGUGCCACGCCUCUGCCCUCAAGCCUCGCUUCGCGCUUCUACUUCUUUCUCCAAAAAUUCUGUUGGUAAAGAAAGCAGUUCUGUUUUAGUUUCUUCCAUUGAACCAAUACCAAAGAUUGACAAGAGUGGGAGAUUUUGUAGCCCCAGAGCUGCUAGAGAGCUUGCUUUGUCAAUUAUUUAUGCAUCUUGUUUAGAAGGCUCUGAUCCAGUUCGACUCUUUGAGAAGCGGUUGAAUGCUCGUCUAGAACCGGGAUAUGAAUUUGACAAGACAUCAUUGAUGGAAUACAAUCAUAUGAGCUUUGGUGGGCCGCCAGUUACUGUGGAAACAGCUGAAGAAGCAGAUGAGCUUCUACGUAAGGAUGAAAAGGAUUCUGCAAUCGAGGCAGAAGUCCUUGCGGCCCCUCCAAAGGUUGUCUACAGCAAACUGAUCUUACGGUUUACACGAAAACUUUUGGUUGCAGUUGUGGACAGAUGGGACAGUCACGUGCUUAAAAUUGAUAAAGUCAUUCCUUCAACUUGGAAGGACAAGCCAGCAGGACGGAUUCUGGAACUUUCUAUUCUUCACCUGGCUAUGUCUGAAAUAACGGUGGUUGGAACAAGGCAUCAGAUUGUGAUUAACGAGGCCGUCGAUCUUGCAAAACGAUUCUGCGACGGAGCAGCACCUCGAAUUAUUAACGGGUGCCUUAGGACCUUUGUGAAGGACAUCCAAGAAACUGAUUCUACUCAUGCUCGUGUGAAGGAAGUAGUCAGUACAUGACUCUAAACUCUUGGGGUGGCUCAGGACCUUUAUAAGAUAUCAAAAAUUUUGACUCAACUCGUGCUCUAGAGAAGCAAGAAGUGACUCUGAAAGUGGUGAGUCGUUAAGAUGCUGUUGGCCGGAUGGAUAAGGAAUUAGAGGGCACUUCCCUUCCAUGGAAAUGGAGUACUACGGAGUUUUAGAUGUGUAAUUCUUCUAGGGAGAUAGUUCCUACAAAAGACUUCGGUUAAGUGUAUCAACUUUACCUCCUAAGUUUUAAUUUUAUCAAAUGAAAAUCUGGACUUAGAACA
Messenger RNA from Cucurbita pepo subsp. pepo (vegetable marrow), 1323 nucleotides. RefSeq names its product antitermination NusB domain-containing protein. Gene Ontology annotation, cellular component: chloroplast. The record is from RefSeq and is a predicted model, not a curated record. Gene Ontology annotation, biological process: regulation of DNA-templated transcription; DNA-templated transcription termination. Gene Ontology annotation, molecular function: RNA binding. NCBI's taxonomy places the organism in Eukaryota, Viridiplantae, Streptophyta, Magnoliopsida, Cucurbitales, Cucurbitaceae.